Molecule: messenger RNA, 4232 nt
Organism: Mercenaria mercenaria
Lineage: Eukaryota; Metazoa; Mollusca; Bivalvia; Venerida; Veneridae
Exons: 6
Coding region: 1-555 (184 amino acids)
Source: RefSeq, a predicted model, not a curated record
AUGGCAAAGUUAGAAAGAAAAUUUGCAGAUUUCAACUUAUUCCAGGUAGCAGCUGAGACCAGAAACAAAGACCUGAGGCCAUGGGUGCCAGACCUGAUAAAUCAUUUUUGGCAUUGUUGUCAAAUUGCUAAUGGCAAUGAAGAUGUCUUGCCGGCAAGGUGGAGAGGUGCACUUCAUCAUGUGACUAAUGUGCAUGAAUGGAUUUCUGGUGAUGAUGCAAUAGAGCCAAAAUGUGAGCUCGAGGAAUUGGAAGAGAAGGAAGACGACAAGUGGCUUGAAGCAGGAUCUCCUGCACAUGAGGCAUUGACACAUGUCAUGCUAGACACACGGUUCCUUCACAACCUUCACCAUUAUGCUGACUUCAGGCACACUGGAGAACUGGAAACAUUCCAUGAACAUAUCCUUGUGAACUGUGCUAAAAGAUUUGCCUACACGUAUCCAGUCUAUAAAGCAAGAAACUACUUGGCAGGACUGGACUAUCAGAUUCACAAGGAAAGACCAUUUCUGAUGAAUAAGAAUGGCGAAUUUAGACUUCAUAGAUGCUUCUCUAAAUGAAGUGGAUCAUACAGCUGCUACAAAGAGAAAGUGCCAAAGACAUACACAAACUUUUUAAUGGCUUCCAAGAAAUCCAGAUUUGAUGAGAAGUGAAUGCAACUUACACAAAUAUAGUCUUGCGUGAAUUGUCAUAGAACAGGACUUCAGGACAGAAAGAUAUCCAUUAUUCUACCAUAUAUGAAAUAAACAUUUGCAAAAUCUCAAAAAUAUUGAGGAUUGAAUAAAUGUACUGGGUGCCGACCAGUCACCGGACAGAAAUCUGGGAUUUUCCAUUGCCGUUUUAUAAAAAAUUAACACAAAAACAUGAAAUUUGCCCCGAUAAAACUUCAGCUCAUUUGUCUUCCGAAAAUGUAAAAAACUCAAACAAUCGGACGUAAAACAUCGUAUAUCUUGAGGCUCAAAAGGGGUAAUGAAAUGCAUUAAAUCAAACAAGGUGGAAUAGUCACCGGACAAAUAUUUCAAAGACUGAUUAUUUUUAUUUGACGAUGACAAUUGUACCGAAAAAAACUGAUUAUGUCCAUCUGUCUUCUACGCCUUCUAGAAACAUCUUUUCAUGCACAUUCAAAGUGUUAAACUAUCCUCGGGGUCGAACUACAUAACAGCAGUGAUUUACCCAUGUUACCAUUUUAAACGAAGUACUAUCUGCAGAAAAUACCUCGGUGCUUAUGCCACCAUAAGGAGCCAACAAUCAAAUCUCUUUCCGUUUUUGUUACUUUCAGAAAACCCAAGCAAUCUAUAAAUAUAUUUUUAUACAAAUGAGGCUCGGAAUGGAUGUAAAUAUAUAUUAUCAUAUGCAAGGGCAUUCACUCGUGCGGUAUUAACACAUGACCUAGCAAAUGAUACAGACGUUCAUUCAUUUUACAGAAACAGUAUUAUGUUUUACCAAUAUGUGAUCCAAGUGAGGACUGAAUCAAAAAGAAAACUGUCAUCUGCAGUUGUAGGGGUCUGUGCUAUACAUGUAAUUGUUUGAGACCCACUUGGUGACCCCCAAAAAUAAAUCAAGUUGCGCAUGCGCACUGCCAUUCCAAUGCCCCAAGGUCAGAGGACAGCAGUUUUGUAAACACGGGUGAGAAUUGGUACGAUUUUCCUCGUUUACUCUUAUUUGUCAGUCAAUAUUGAUAUAUGAAAAUGAAAACAGUGCUGAAUGUUUCCGAUUAGCAGAUUACUGCGAUAUAAUCGAAACAAAGCCGUAAUUACGUUUGUCAAGUAUAUAUUCCUGUCCAGUGACUGGUAGGCACCCAGUAGAGUAUUUCUUAUUUGUUCAAACCAUUUGAGAGGGUAAGUUACACUAUAACCAAACCAAAGAGCAAAAGUCUUGAAUCCACAUGCUGUUUAUUUUCUUUGUAAGUUGUACAUAUAACAAGUGCCAAAAUGUCAUAAACCCAGUCAGGAAAUCUGACCAAUUCUGUAGAACAGGAGAUUCAAAGAUAAGCUAUUUGAUCAGUAAAGUAGGCCUGUACACCAUAGUCAUUUUAAUAGUGACUUCAUUACACAAAAAGGCAUAAUUCUAUUUGCUGGAAUAUAUAUCUGAUCAAUAAUGGACUUCUCUUCAAAAUGGCUGAAUUUUAUAUCUGACAUAUUAGAUGUAUUUGUAUUUUUUCAGCUAAUGAUAAAAAAUACUCCAUUUAAUAAGAGGACAUAUGACAUCAUGGUGUAUGAUACAUGAUACAAUCUCAUGAUAGUCCAAAAAGUUUGUAUCAGACAGAUUAACCAGUUAAUGGGCAAUACGGUCAAACUUGUCUAUAAAUACCACCCUUGUGAAAGACAAAUGGUCUUUUUUCAUGGGUUAAAAUACACUGUUAUAAUUUAGAAACAAAACAUGUGGUCCCUGGAGCCAGGUAGUCUCUUUUAACCCUUAUCAUGCUGGACACAACUGAUUCUGCCUCUGAUCAUCAUCUGCACUGUAUACCAUUCAGUCAAUACGUUUUGGUAAGCACCCCUUUUUAACAGUUAAUGGUACUGUCGUAAUUGAAGGAUGGACAAGUUCGUUACAUAAAUUUACCAUGGUAAGGUGGUAUUUAAAAACAAGUUUGACUGUAAAUGAUUUCUGGAGUACUCAUGAGGCAGAAGCCUCUGGCUACAGUAUACUAACAGUACUUACGGAUUUUUACCGAGAAAUAGCGACACACAAUUUCUAUUUUUGGCUUGGUCUGGCUUAUGAAGGAUGGAAUAACGAGUCUCAUGUUAACGUUAUUGUUCAUUCAAUAGCUAGACAUGUUGGUAUGAUGGACUUUAUUUGUACAUGGCCUCUAUUGAUUUCAAUGUCACUGAAUCGAAUGUAAAGAUUACAAUGACCCGAACAUUGAAAAAAUGAAUUCUGCAUGAUAUAUGGACAAGUAUUUCACCUAAGACCUUGGAACUUCGAAAUAAUGCUGUUGGUCUUUAUGUCUACAUUAACAUUUUUGUUAAAAGGUCACUGCUUCAAAGGUCAAGGUCACAGGGACAUGAACAUGUUAGCUUGGUUGUUUUUAUUCAAUAUCUGGACUAGUAUUUCACCUAGGAUCUUGAUACUUCCAAUUUAUGAUGGUUUUGAUGUGAACAUGACCUCUAAUGAUUUCAAGGUCACUAAGUCAAGGUCACUGGGACUUGAACAUUGAAAAUAAUUUUUGCUCAGUAUCUGGCCUAAGACUUUGAAAGUUUAUAGUUAAAUUGGUCUUUAUGUGUAUAUGACCUCAAAUGAUAUCAGGGUAAAAGGAACCUGAACAUGUAAACCUCUGUAUGACCUCAAAUGAUAUCAGGGUCAAAGGAACCUGAACAUGUAAACCUCUGUAUGACCUCAGAUGAUAUCUAGGUCACUGAGUCAAAGGAAUCUGAACAUGUUAACUUUGUGUUUACUCAAUAUCUGGACAAGUAACACCUAGGACUUUGAAACUUCAUACCUAUGUUAGUAUUGAUGUGUACAUGACCUCAUUUUAUCUUCGGGGUCACUGGGUCAAACAUUGAAAAUGGUUUCUGUGCAAUAUCUGGGCAAGAAUUUCACCUAGGGCCUUGAAACUUCAUAGCUAUCUUGGUCUUCAUGUGUACCUUACCCAAUUAAUUUUUUAGGGUAAAAGGUCAGGGUUACUUGAAUGUUACUUACUACCAAAGGUAAGAACCAGUUUAGUGAAUUGGAGCUAAACUGUUCAAAUGCUGGGAGUUAUAUGGUUUUAACUAUAGAAUUAUGGGGCUGUUCGGCUACUGACUAAACUUUGUUGAAACAUUUUGUUCUUACUUAUUCUAUAGUUUGGUGAAGAUAUGAUAAAAAUAGUUCUAUAUAGAAACACAUGAAUCUUUGUACCUAUUGUCCGACCAACAUAGCCAGUCCCAUUGCUUAGAAACAGCAUAAAAAAUGAAAACAAUUGUGUUAAUUUCAUACAUUUCUUGCAUAGAAUUGCUUAAUUUACAAAUGCUUGUUCAUAAAAUACAAAGGAUGUCUAAGAAAUUCAUGGAACAAUUUCAUUUAUGUGUGGAGUUACUUUUUGUAAGCUUACAAUGAGUUCUUUAUACAAAUGCACACAAUAAUAGACUAAUUUCUAUAAAACUGUUACAUUUGUUGGUUUACCUAAUCUGUGUGUGACUAGCAUUUCUGAUGAUUUUUUUCAGUACUUAGAAACCCUUCCUUUUUACAAGACACUAACUAACCAUUGUUAAGCUUUUGAUAUGUAGAUAGAACUCAUGACUGUUAUUAAUAAAUGAUA